Molecule: messenger RNA, 978 nt
Organism: Aspergillus clavatus NRRL 1
Lineage: Eukaryota; Fungi; Ascomycota; Eurotiomycetes; Eurotiales; Aspergillaceae
Product: glycoside hydrolase family 43 protein
Exons: 2
Coding region: 1-978 (325 amino acids)
Biological process (GO): carbohydrate metabolic process
Molecular function (GO): hydrolase activity, hydrolyzing O-glycosyl compounds
Source: RefSeq, a predicted model, not a curated record
AUGUGGCCUUCCCAUUCGGCAUUCUGGGGCCUGAGCUUUGCUCUUCUCACAGCUGUCGCCGCCUCUCCUUUACAAAAACGGGCUCGAGGGCCAUGGAUGGCAAUCAAUGCCGACUUUCCAGAUCCUAGCUUCGUCCAAAGCCCAGACGGGACGUGGUAUGCCUUUGGCACUAACGGCAAUGGAAAGCGCGUCCAGGUAGCCACUUCGCGAGACUUCAACUCUUGGACUCUGCUGGAUAAAGAAGCACUGCCGACUCUUGCAGGUUGGGAAACAGAAAUAGACCAUUGGGCACCGGAUGUCAUUAGACGGAACGAUGGACGAUAUGUGAUGUACUACUCAGGCGAGGCCAAGGAGAUGGUAAGGCAUCACUGUGUUGGCGUGGCUGUAUCGGAAGGCACGGACCCAACAGGGCCGUAUGUGCCCAACCAGACACCGCUAUCGUGCCGAUUGGAUCAAGGAGGUUCCAUUGAUCCCGCCGGGUUCCUGGACAAGGACGGCAGCCGCUAUGUCGUGUUCAAGGUGGACGGCAACAGCAUCGGCCAUGGCGGUGACUGCAACAACGGCGUGGCCCCCUUGGUAGGGACCCCCAUUCUUCUGCAGCGAGUCGGAGAGGACGGCUUCACGCCGAUCGGCGAUGCGGUCCAGAUCCUCGAUCGUGAUGACAGCGACGGGCCCCUGGUCGAAGCUCCCAACUUGAUCCUGCACGGUGAUACAUACUUCCUCUUCUACUCCACCCACUGCUUCACAGACUCCAAGUACGACGUUCGAUGGGCGACGUCCAAGUCCAUCACAGGGCCGUUCGUCAAGACCGGAAAGAAACUCUUCCAGACCGGCGAUUAUGGGCUCACCUCCCCUGGUGGAGGAACUGUCUGUGGAUGUGGUGACAAGAUGCUUCUGCAUGCAUUCUGCGAGCCGAACAAACGAUGCACAUACGCGGCAAACAUCGCGAUCAACGGCAAUGAGGUGACCCUUUUGUAA